Molecule: messenger RNA, 2858 nt
Organism: Perognathus longimembris pacificus (Pacific pocket mouse)
Lineage: Eukaryota; Metazoa; Chordata; Mammalia; Rodentia; Heteromyidae
Gene: Fbxl12
Product: F-box and leucine rich repeat protein 12
Exons: 3
Coding region: 304-1284 (326 amino acids)
Biological process (GO): SCF-dependent proteasomal ubiquitin-dependent protein catabolic process
Cellular component (GO): SCF ubiquitin ligase complex
Molecular function (GO): protein binding
Source: RefSeq, a predicted model, not a curated record
CUCUUUAUUCAAGGCCACGCCCAGGGCUCGGCGCAUAUCACCGGCCUGGCCUCUGGGCCUCGGCCCCUCACGGCCUCUUACGGCCCUACUGGCCAGGCUCGGUCUCCGUCACCGGUCCAGGCCUCUGAGCCAGCCCCGGCCUUAGGCGGUAGGGGUCUCGGAAGCCCACCAUUUCCUCAGGAAAAGUUCUAAGGAAAGUGAGUUUUGUCAAGUCGACUUUUGGAAGUCACGGCCAGCGCCCUUCCAGGCCGCUUCCCGCGCCGCUGUGACCGGAAGCGGAAGCGCGUGUCGGUCAGCGGAACCAUGGCGUCUUUAGUGGACCUGCCGGAUCUGGUGCUACUGGAGAUCUUCUCUUACCUCCCGGUCCGGGACCGGAUCCGCAUCUCCAGGGUCUGUCACCACUGGAAGCGGCUGGUGGACGACCGCUGGCUGUGGCGACACGUCGACCUGACGCUGUACACGAUGCGACCUAAAGUCAUGUGGCACUUGCUCCGCCGGUACAUGGCUUCGAGGCUGCACUCACUGCGGCUGGGCGGCUACCUCUUCUCGGGCUCCCAGGCCCCCCAGCUAUCCCCUGCCCUGUUGCGGGCCCUGGGCCAGAAGUGCCCCAACCUGCAGCGCCUGUGUCUGCACGUGGCCGACCUGAGCAUGGUGCCCAUCACCAGCCUGCCCAGCACGCUGAAGACCCUGGAGCUGCACAGCUGCGAGAUCUCCAUGGCGUGGCUGCUGAAGGAGCAGGACCCCACGGUGCUGCCGCUGCUCGAGUGCAUCGUGCUGGACCGCGUGCCCGCCUUCCGCGACGAGCACCUGCAGGGCCUCACACGCUUCCGGGCGCUGCGAUCGCUCGUGCUGGGCGGCACCUACCGCGUCACUGAGACCGGCCUGGACGCCAGCCUGCAGGAGCUCAGCUACCUGCAGAGGUUCGAGGUGUUGGGUUGUACCCUGUCGGCAGACAGCACCCUGCUGGCCAUCAGCCGCCACCUCCGAGACCUGCGCAAGCUCCGUCUGACCGUGGGGGGCCUCUCGGCCCCAGGCCUGGCCCUGCUGCAGGGGAUGCCAGCCCUAGAGAGUCUGUGCCUUCAAGGCCCCCUCAUCACCCCAGAAAUGCCCACACCCGCCGAAAUCGUUUCCUCUUGCCUGGCCAUGCCUAAGCUCAGAGUGUUGGAGCUGCAGGGGCUAGGCUGGGAGGGGCAGGAGGCGGAGAAGAUCCUGUGCCAGGGGCUGCCCCACUGCGUGGUCAUUGUCAGGCCCUCCCCCAAAGAGUCCAUGGACUGGUGGAUGUGAGGGGACACCCUUCCCUGGGGCCAGCCCAUAAGGCAGCUGAGGUGCAGCACCAAGACAGAGCCCAGGGCCUUGGGGCGGGGCAUCCGGAGGGUGCCUGGCGAGUGGGCAUGGCCUCACCCCCACAGCCCGCCUCUGGGAGGGCCAUCCCACGUACACAGCCAGCCACCAGAGCUACCUCAUGAUUAUCUUGUCAAGCACGGACUCUGCCCGAAGACUACGCGCAGUGCCUUCCCCAGGUCAUCCUCAGGGUCGUGUCCUCAGGACCCCAUGGGGUUGGGUAUGGGGCCUUGGGCCCCGCUCUUCCCCAGCCCAGAAGGAUGGUCCCCACCUGAACUCAACCUAUGCAGCCCCUUCUCUCCGCAUGCGAGGCAUCGGAUCUUAGUGCUCAAAGCCUAUCUUUGCAUAGCCAAAUGUUUCUCCAAAGGUUUUAUUUUGUAUUCUGCCUUUUUCAAGUUUUCAUGGUAUUUUGCUAUUAAAAAUCAAUAAGCAUUUUUUUAAAGCAUUCGGUUUAUUCAUUCCACAAGUGUUUCUCUAACACCCAUUACUUUUUAGGCAUGUUAUCCAGAGCUGUCUGUAGUGGAGGGGACAGGGUCAUAAGCAGGUCAGCAUAUAGGGAUAGUUCUAGAACUCUGAGACACUAAACCAGGGGACAUGGGGAAGGUACAGCCACUUGGUAGAGGACAGAGAUGAGAAAGCACCCACUAGCCAUGGAGACAACUGAGGGAGAAGAGUUGGAGGCUGGGAUGUGGCUCAAUGAAGAAUGAGUGCUUGCCUGGCAUGUGCAAAGGCUCUUGGAAAGGUGGAGGUGGGGAAUGAAGUUGGCACUUCCUAUAAACAGGAAGGUUGCUGUGGCAGGCAGUGUCUGCAGGUGGCUCAGGAUGUAGGGCUCCAGUAACAGCUUCUCUUCCGGCCCUUUGAGGUAGAACUCUUUGAAGACGCAGGUGUCAGCAAGCCAGUGUCCCAGGCACCCACCCAUGAGCUGAGGUGGGUGAGGGGCAGAUGUAGCUCAGCCUCAGGUCUGUGGAGCUUCUCAGAGCCAGAGCCAGGAGAGAGGGAGAUGAGGUGGGCCCAUCAGGGGAGCUAGACGAGUUCGCUGCUGGAUUUUCUUCACAAGGUCCCCAGGUUGUGAUCAUGCUUGGGGUCUGUCUAAAUCUGUGACCACCCCUACCAACUUCAGCUCAGGACAAGAGGACCAAGGUGGAACCAAAUUGGGGUGUAGAAAAGUCAUAGCCUUGGGGGACAGGAAGAAAAACAAGGUGUGCCCUAUUAUUUUGCUGGAUGGCAGCCUAAAGAGUUGGAAUGUGUUUGGGGAAAUAUAAUGGGAAGGGAGCUCUUCACCAUUCCUCCAAAUGGCAAUCGUGCUGUGGUGGAUAUCGUUUAGAUAUGGUUUGUACUUGUUCCCUAAGCCUUAGGGUAUUGGAAGCUUCAGCCCCAGGAUAGUGGUGUAUGACAUGGUGGGACCCUUAAAAGGUGGAGUCUAGGGUUGGGAUGUGUGGCUUAAGUAAUAGCUGGAGGUCCUGAGUGUAAUUCCCAGUACCAUCAAUAACAAAGGGCCUGGAGGCAGGGUUGGUGGC